AUAGGUGUGAAUGUCUUGGCGUUUGCACUGCCUCCCUUCGCCUGGCGUAUUCAAACGCAGUACGGAGUAACUCAGGGUGACGCCGGAAAGGACACGGAGGGCCGUGGCUUUUGUGUCGAUUUUCGUGGCCUUUCCGGCCUGAUGUUGCCGCUUUACGGUGACACCCAUGAUGGUUUUCAACUUUUCCAAUAUUGGCUAGAGCAAUAUAUACCCUUGUUCAUAGCGCCUGAGAAGUAUGUACAGGCAUCAGUCGGCGCUUCCAUCGUGAGUCUCAUCUGUUUAAGCAGGUAUAUAACCAGGCAUAUGGGAGUCUGGUAA
This is a messenger RNA of Rasamsonia emersonii CBS 393.64, 318 nucleotides long. RefSeq lists its product as uncharacterized. NCBI's taxonomy places the organism in Eukaryota, Fungi, Ascomycota, Eurotiomycetes, Eurotiales, Trichocomaceae. The transcript has a single exon. The annotation marks the transcript as partial. The record is from RefSeq and is a predicted model, not a curated record.